AUGGCGUCGACUUUACUCACUACGGCGACUACGGCGGCGCCUAUUGCGGCGCCUGUUGCGGCGCCUACUGCCGCAUCAACCACGUGCACUGGUGCAGCCGAAGUCGCCUCCCUCCCUGCGCCAACCAAAGACCACGUGGACCCCACGUGGCUGAGCGCCGCGCUGGGCCUUCCAGCUACAGCCGUCGCGUCAGUGGUCGUGCGGCCAUUCGCCGGCGACUUCUCCCCGAUCGUCAAAGCGCGCCUUGACGUCACCUACACCGAUGCUUCGCGCACACCUCACGGCGCGGACUCCGGCGCGGACUCUGGCGCGGACUCCGGCGCGGAUCCCGGCGACUCGUCAAAUCGGCCCAGGUCACUCUUCAUGAAGCUCCUUCCGCCGCCGGACACGUCAGCAGGGGCGACGGCGCAGCAGCACCAGCUAGGCGACGCGAUACUCGCGAUGGUGAAGCAGGCGCAUCGGGUGGAAGCCGCGUUCUACACUCUCGCCAUGGCGCCGCGUUCGCGCCACGUGGCCGCGAUGGUUCCGCGCGCGUAUCACGCCAAUCCCGACCAAGCCAUCUUACUCGCCGAUCAGCUGCUGACGUGGGACGAGCUGAUUGAGUCACGCGCCGCCCGGGUGAUGAUCCCCGUGGAGCACAGCGCCGACAAGCUCGCCGCCCUGAUGCUCCAGUUCGCCGCCCGGUUCUGCCCGGACGAUGCCGAGCCAGGGAGUGCGCUGCACACGCUCUGUGCCGCAAGCGCUCGGGUAGGGUAUGCAGGGCUGAUGCGUGCAAUUACUCUUCCGCCUGCUCCUGUUCCCCCUGCCGCACUUCCCCCGACCAGCCGGCUGGGGGGGAUUCUUCACGGGGACCCGAACCCUGGGAAUGUGCUGUACCACCGGGGGAGGAACGAGGCUCUUCUGAUAGACUUUCAGGACACGGCUGCGGGUGCACCCGGCAUUGUAGACCUGGCUCGCCUGCUGCUGUCCUCCCUGCAGCCUGCAUCGCGCGCCAGGGUGGAAGAGGAGGUCGUUGAGGCGUAUUUGAAGAGUUAUGAGAAGUGCUACCAGGAGCAGCAGCAGGAGCAGGAGCAGCAGCAGGAGCAGCAGGAGCAGCAGCCAUCCGAAUCCCAUUUGCCAGUGCUGCCAGUCUUCAAGAGAGAUCUGCUGCUGGCGAUGCUGGGUGAUGCGAUGAUGAUCAUGGCGUCUGUAGGGUUCACACUGGACGCGAGGGGCCCCGCGCUACUGUACGCGCUGGGAGAGAGGAGCAUCAUGUGCGUGCGGGACCACUGCAAGGAGAUGCUUGCUGCUGUGGAGGAGUUUUGA
Closterium sp. Naga37s-1 is the source of this 1305-nucleotide messenger RNA. NCBI's taxonomy places the organism in Eukaryota, Viridiplantae, Streptophyta, Zygnematophyceae, Desmidiales, Closteriaceae. The record is from the annotation of a GenBank genome assembly.